AUGCAAGUUCAAAUUUCAAGUAGUAAGACAGCAAAAACUCAGCUUGAACUGCACCAUAGGAAAGUUGAGAAAUCUCUAGCUGCAAUAAAAGAAGAUACUGUUGUCUCACAAAAACCAGGAAGUAUACUUUCUUGCAUAACGAUGGAUCUGCAACAAGUUCUGUUUGUGCCUACCUUAACUCAUUCAGACAUGUUCUACCUCAGCCAGUUAUCUUGUUAUAAUUUCGGCAUUCAUCUAAGUAACAGCAACUCAGCAUUCAUGUGUAUGUGGAACGAAUCUGUAGGAGGAAGAGGUAGUAAUGAAAUUGCUUCCUGUUUGUUGAGAGUGUUGAAUAUGAGAAUCACCGACAAAAAGCAUAUUACGAACUGGUGUGACAACUGUGCUGGCCAAAAUAAAAACAGAAUGGUCCUGUCCGUUAUGAUCUUUUUGGUCUCUACUGGUGUAUUCGAAAGCAUUGAACAGAAAUUUCUCGUAAGUGGACAGAGCUUUAUGGCCUGCGAUCGUGAUUUCGCACUCAUAGAAAUAAGAAAGAGAAUAAUAAAGAGUUUUGUACCGAAUGAUUUGCAUGAUGUUGUCCUUUCAGCGAAAUAUAGUCUUCCAUUUUCGGUUGUAAAUAUGGAAGAAUUGAGAUUUUUUUAUAUCCAGGCAGGAGCUGACAGCCUUAUCAACACCAAAAGCCUUAACAUCAGCAAAGCAGUUCAUGUAAGAAUAGAUUCAAAGAAACUUGGAAACGUGCUAACGAAAGAGACCUUUAGCGAUUUCGAGCGGUAG
Psylliodes chrysocephalus is the source of this 771-nucleotide messenger RNA. Lineage: Eukaryota; Metazoa; Arthropoda; Insecta; Coleoptera; Chrysomelidae. The record is from the annotation of a GenBank genome assembly.